UGAAGAUCCUCUCACGCUAUCCGGGAUUUUUCUUGAUCAAGAAGAUUGUGUAAAAUUGACAUCAUCACCAUCACUUAAAAAUAAUGGCUGCACUACGAAAUUGCUACAAUUUGCCUAGGAAUGUGUCAUCCUUGGUGACACAAACCAGAGCGGGCAACACUACCAGCACCGUUCAAUCAACAUCCAACCUAAUUCGCUGCUUCUCUUCAUCAUCAGCAGUCCAAGCAAGAGGUAUUACAGAAAAGGGAAAACGAAAAGUUCAAGCUAAACAUGAUGCAAAGCUACGUCAUGCAAUCGAUCUUUAUCAUACUUCACGACACUUUUAUCCUUCAAGGCCGACAAUGACAGGACAAACAAAGAUUGGAUUAAUUUCAGAUGAAGAAAUACGAGAUUUUGAAGAAGAAGAUAUCAUCUUACGUUCUUUCGAUGAAGAAAUUGAUUGGAUCGUUCGUGCCAAUUUAUUCAUACUCAAAGAUAGAGAGAACGCAAUAGAAUCACUUUCAAUGCGAAGUGGACCAGCACUCUUUGCUCAUCGUGAAGAAAAAAGAACAUUAUCUGAAAGUAGAGAUCUCGUUUCUCCAUUUGAUUCAGGAGAAUAUAUGGCGUAUAAUUCAUCAAAUGAAACCAUACCCAUAAGUCCGCCAAGUGGCCCACUUCCCGAUCCAAACGAUACACAAGCUAUGAAGCAAUACAUCGCAGAAGCUGUUAGGAGAACUUCUUUGGGAUCACGUAAUAGAUACGGAGAAGCUCCAAACCAUAGCAGCGAUCAACGCCUUUUACGAAUUCGUGAUGCUCUAUUUGGCACUGUUCAAGGUAGCUUACCGGGUUUGGAAAUCGUUCGCGAACGUUCUCGUGAUCCUCGGGUACAAGAAGAAGUAAAACGUCUCAUCAAGGAAGCCAAAGAAGCGAGAGAGAAACAACUUUUGCGAGAGCAAGGUGAGACUCUCCAAUCUGAUGCAAAUUCAACUCCAUCAGCACAAUGAUUUGCAAUCGGGUUGUAUGAGCAAAAGUGUAAUAUAGUCAGAUCUCAAUAAUGUACAAGAGAGUA
Molecule: messenger RNA, 1048 nt
Organism: Meira miltonrushii
Lineage: Eukaryota; Fungi; Basidiomycota; Exobasidiomycetes; Exobasidiales; Brachybasidiaceae
Exons: 1
Coding region: 84-983 (299 amino acids)
Source: RefSeq, a predicted model, not a curated record